AUGGUUGCGUUUUUGUCGAACGGCGGCGGCACUUCCCACUGGGAUGACGGGUGCCUUGGGGUGGGCGCCACGGUGUCUGGAGGAGCAACGCGGAAGGCCGUGGGCGGCUUUGAGCCGGCGGGGGCUGGCGCGGAGAUGGCGGGCGGAGAGGGGCAGAAUCCCGGGCACGGCUCUUUGGGCGAGGAGGUGACGCUUGUGGCGACGGUGGCCGUCAACAAGGCGUCCCACCUCGCCGCUGGGCGUGGGCACGGCGGGGCCCGGGAGAGGCCCGGGGCUGCGGCGCCACGGGCAAAAGCGCCGGAGGACGGAGUUCGGGGCAGAAGGGGCGGAUGCACACGCAGUCGCGUGGGGGGAGGGGAUCGCAUACCGAGCGGUGUUCGCGGUGCGGCGCGGCGUACGUCGACGGGCGGCGCGCGGGGCGGUUGGGGGAGAGACGCCCGUCCCCGCCGGCUGCUUCGCCCGAGCCCGCGGCUGAGGGUUUUUGGGCCUGCGCCGGAGUUGCCGCCGCCUGAGGGGGUCUCGCGCGUCUGCUUUGGGGGCGGCGAAGGCGUCCACGAAAACGCGGCGCACCACGUGGCGCCGGAGAACGUCGUGCUGCGCAACCGCCGCUUCGGCGCCGGCGAGCUUGCGGCGCUGGGGGGAAGGAGGCGGCCGGCGCGACGGAGAAGGGCGGGCCGCCAGGGGCAGCGGGCGCCCAGCGCGCAACGGCCAAGGCGAAGGGCGGUUCCGUGCGCGGGGGUCUGUCUGGGGUGCGUCGCCGCCUCUUCCGGGGGCCGUGGGGGUGGGCGGCGAGGGAGGAGGCGGCGCGGCCCGCGCCGGGAGGCACGCGGAAUUUUUUUUUUUUUUUUCUUCUUCCACUUGCCGCCUGUCGUCUUCGGCGGGCCCGUUUUUUCUCUUUUUUUUUUGCGUAAAAUCUUCUUCUCCUUUUUUCGCUGUGCCCGCACGCUGCCUGCGGAGGGGCGGGGGCUCCCCGCACGAUUGUGUUCGCCUCUCCGCCCGGCGCGAGCCGAAGAGGGACGCCACGCCGCGCGGAAGGCCCCUGCGAAACGCAACUGGCCGCGUGGGCACGCGGCGGGCCACAACGACGCGAGGCAGGCAGGACUUUUUUUCCUUUUCGCCCCCCGCAGGCAAAAUGCGCACGCCGUUGCGGGACGCCACGCGACGACCCGCCGCCGCUUCACUUUUUUUGGGGGGAAAACACCACGGAGGACGAUAACUCUUCUUCCUCCUCUUGAGGACUUGUGGGGGAGCCACACGCCACGCAGGGCGCUUUUCUGUUGCUGA
Molecule: messenger RNA, 1284 nt
Organism: Trypanosoma conorhini
Lineage: Eukaryota; Euglenozoa; Kinetoplastea; Trypanosomatida; Trypanosomatidae
Product: trans-sialidase
Exons: 1
Coding region: 1-1284 (427 amino acids)
Source: RefSeq, a predicted model, not a curated record